Quercus lobata is the source of this 2474-nucleotide messenger RNA. Its product is annotated as probable methyltransferase PMT14. The record is from RefSeq and is a predicted model, not a curated record. Gene Ontology annotation, cellular component: trans-Golgi network; endosome; cytoplasm. Gene Ontology annotation, molecular function: methyltransferase activity. Bases 356 to 2197 code for a protein of 613 amino acids. Lineage: Eukaryota; Viridiplantae; Streptophyta; Magnoliopsida; Fagales; Fagaceae. The transcript is spliced from 7 exons.
AAAAAUACUCCAAAUUUCCAACUCUUCCAUGAAGAAGUGGAUCACUGCUACUACUCAAACUAUCUACGUAUCUAAUUCUAAUCUAAUACUAUAAAGUAUCUAACUUCAAAUUUAAACAAGUUAUAAAAGCUCAAUCUCUCUCUCUCUCUCUCCAAUUUGCACGCGCAAACUCUCUCUCUCUCUCUGGCGUCGCUAACUGUCACUGGCACUGAAUAAGCGUGGGAGAUUCAGAGUGAAGGAGAGAGAGACCCUUAACUACAUAGCUGGUAGAACUCACUUCAAAAUCAUCAUAUCAUCUCUUUGGAGCUAUUGAUUACUCUUUCUCACUCUGGUUUGAGGGAAUUGUCUUAAUCAUAUGAUGGGCUCCAAGUAUCACUUACCAGGCUACAGAACACGAGGCACGUUGACUAUAUUUGUCGUUAUUGGUUUGUGCUGUUUCUUUUACCUUUUAGGAGCAUGGCAGAAGAGUGGUUUCAGAAAAGGGGAUGGCAUACCAUUGGAAAUAACCAGGCAGACAGAUUGCAACAACGUUACCAUUCUAGAUUUUGAGGCUCAUCACAAUGAUCUUGAAAUUAUUGAACAUGAUGAACCCAGAGCCAAAGUGUUCAAGCCUUGUGACAUCCAAUAUACUGAUUAUACUCCUUGCCAAGAACAAGACCGAGCAAUGAAAUUCCCAAGGGAAAAUAUGAUAUACAGGGAAAGACAUUGCCCUCCAGAGGAGGAAAAAUUGCACUGUCUUAUCCCAGCACCCAAGGGAUAUGUGACUCCAUUCCCUUGGCCUAAAAGCCGGGACUAUGUCCACUAUGCUAAUGUUCCUUAUAAACAUCUGACUGUUGAGAAGGCAGUCCAGAAUUGGGUGCAGUUUCAGGGAGAUGUGUUCAAAUUUCCAGGUGGGGGAACAAUGUUUCCUCAAGGCGCGGACGCAUAUAUUGACGAACUUGCAUCUGUUAUUCCAAUUGCAGAUGGCACUGUCAGAACAGCACUGGAUACUGGUUGUGGAGUUGCAAGCUGGGGUGCAUACUUGCUGAAAAGAAAUGUAUUGGCUAUGUCCUUUGCACCCAGGGACAAUCAUGAAGCCCAGGUUCAGUUUGCAUUGGAGCGAGGUGUUCCUGCUAUUAUAGGUGUUCUUGGAUCAAUAAAUCUUCCAUACCCAUCAAGAGCCUUUGAUAUGGCUCAGUGCUCUCGAUGUCUAAUACCAUGGACUGCAAAUGAUGGAAUGUACCUCAUGGAAGUUGAUCGAGUUCUCAGACCUGGUGGAUACUGGAUUUUGUCUGGCCCUCCAAUCAAUUGGAAGACCUAUUACCAAACAUGGAAGCGGUCUAAGGAGGAUCUCAAUGCUGAGCAAACAAAGAUUGAAAAGCUGGCUGAACUUCUUUGCUGGGAAAAGAAGUAUGAGAAGGGAGAUAUCGCAAUCUGGAGAAAAAAAGUAAAUGCCAAAUCCUGCCAAAGAAACUCUGCCAAUAUAUGUACAUCAAAGGAUGCUGAUGAUGUCUGGUACAAGAAAAUGGGCACAUGUGUAACUCCUUUCCCUGAGGUAAGUAGUGAAGAUGAAGUAGCAGGAGGGGAGUUGAAGAAGUUUCCAGCUAGGCUUUUUGCAGUUCCUCCCCGAAUAGCUAAGGGAUUCAUUGAAGGGGUUACAGCAGAAUCUUACGAAGAGGACAAUAAACUUUGGAAAAAACGUUUAAAUGCCUACAAAAGGAUCAAUAGAUUGAUUGGCACUACAAGAUAUCGGAAUGUGAUGGAUAUGAAUGCAGGCCUUGGAGGAUUUGCAGCAGCACUUGAAUCACCGAAAUCUUGGGUGAUGAAUGUGGUGCCUACAAUUUCCAAGAACACUUUAGGUGUUAUCUAUGAGAGAGGUCUAAUUGGCAUGUAUCAUGACUGGUGUGAAGGCUUCUCUACUUACCCAAGGACAUAUGAUCUUAUUCAUGCUAGUGGUGUAUUCAGCUUGUACCAGAACAGGUGCCAACUGGAAGACAUCCUUCUGGAGAUGGAUAGGAUAUUGAGGCCUGAAGGGGCUGUCAUCUUGAGGGAUGAAGUUGAUGUCAUGAACAAGGUUAAGAAAAUUGCUGGAGGCAUGAGAUGGACUAUCAGGCUGAUGGAUCAUGAGGAUGGUCCCCUUGUGCCUGAGAAGAUAUUGGUUGCAGUCAAACAAUAUUGGGUUGGCAGUAGCGGAAACAGCACAUCCAGUAAUAAAUAAACCAGAUCAUUGUUUGCUUUGGAGUAGAUGGAGUCAAGGAGUUGAGAUCCUCAUAGAUGGCACGUGUAAUUAUUUUUAUCCUCAUUAGAAUUCUUGUUUUUAUUUUUAAAAAUUUUUGAUAAACUGUUAAAAGUUACAACCAACUAGUGGGGAGGGGGAUUUGAACCCUGAUUCUCCUUACAAAUGAGACAGGUUGAUAUUAUUGAGUUACAAGGCUCUUAUUCCGAUAUCCUUAUCUUGAUUUUGGAGGUAAUUGUAGAAAAAAGGUUCGCAGAUA